Molecule: messenger RNA, 2512 nt
Organism: Siniperca chuatsi (mandarin fish)
Lineage: Eukaryota; Metazoa; Chordata; Actinopteri; Centrarchiformes; Sinipercidae
Gene: atad3
Product: ATPase family AAA domain containing 3
Exons: 16
Coding region: 146-2203 (685 amino acids)
Biological process (GO): mitochondrion organization
Cellular component (GO): mitochondrion
Molecular function (GO): ATP hydrolysis activity; ATP binding; zinc ion binding
Source: RefSeq, a predicted model, not a curated record
GAAACCUGCUCUCUCUGUUGCACUUGCGCAGAAGGUUGCGGCGUGACACGCGUGUGGAGGAAGUGCAGUGACAGGUCUGUAGCAGCUGCCUCGUCUCUCUCCACACAGAAGCUGCUGAACUGUACUUUAUUUAUUAUCAUUAAAAAUGUCGUGGCUGUUCGGCCUGAACAAGGGGCAGCCCGAACCUCCCGGUCUCCCGGUUCAGCCGCCGCCGCCUGCCGGAGGCUCCAGCGGUGGCGGAGACAAACCCAAGGACAAAUGGAGCAACUUCGAUCCCACCGGGCUGGAGCGGGCGGCUAAUGCGGCCAAGGAGCUCGACAAGUCCCGACAUGCCAAGGAAGCUCUGGAUUUGGCUCGGAUGCAGGAGCAGACCACUCAGUUGGAGCAUCAGACCAAAGUGAAGGAGUACGAAGCAGCAGUUGAACAGCUCAAAGGCGACCAGAUUCGAAUCCAGGCAGAGGAGAGAAGGAAAACUCUGAAUGAGGAGACCAAGCAGCAUCAGGCGAGAGCUCAGUAUCAAGAUAAGCUGGCCAGACAGCGAUAUGAGGAUCAACUACGGCAACAGCAAGCCCUGAAUGAGGAGAACCUUCGCAAACAGGAGGAGUCUGUACAGAAACAGGAGGCCAUGAGGAAAGCGACGAUAGAGCACGAGAUGGAGCUGAGGCACAAGAAUGAGCUUCUGCGUAUAGAGGCCGAGUCUAAAGCACGAGCCCGCGUGGAGAGGGAGAAUGCUGAUAUCAUCCGCGAGCAGAUCCGUCUGAAGUCUGCAGAACACAGACAGACUGUCCUGGAGUCCAUUAAGACUGCAGGUGCUGUGUUUGGAGAAGGAUUCAGAGCCUUUGUGUCAGACUGGGACAAAGUCACAGCCACGGUGGCAGGUCUGACCCUUUUAGCUGUGGGAGUUUAUUCGGCUCGAAACGCAACAGCAGUAGCGGGACGUUACAUCGAGGCCAGGCUCGGGAAGCCGUCACUGGUGCGGGAGACGUCCCGAUUCACUGUGGGAGAGGCAAUCAAGCAUCCAGUGAAGAUGGCCAAACGGCUGAAGAGCAAACCUCAGGAUGCCCUUGAGGGAGUUGUGCUCAGUCCUUCCCUGGAAGAGCGUGUGCGUGAUGUUGCCAUAGCAACAAGAAACACGAGGCAGAACAACGGCCUGUAUAGGAAUAUCCUCAUGUACGGUCCUCCAGGCACGGGCAAAACUCUCUUUGCUAAGAAGCUGGCAAUGCAUUCUGGGAUGGACUAUGCAAUUAUGACUGGUGGUGACGUGGCACCCAUGGGCCGCGAUGGUGUGACAGCCAUGCACAAAGUAUUUGACUGGGCUAACACGAGUCGACGCGGACUUCUGCUUUUUGUUGAUGAAGCUGAUGCAUUUCUUCGCAAGAGAUCCACUGAGAAGAUCAGUGAAGACCUCAGAGCCACUUUGAAUGCAUUCUUGUAUCGCACCGGUGAACAAAGCAACAAGUUCAUGCUGGUGUUGGCCAGUAACCAACCAGAACAGUUUGACUGGGCCAUAAACGACCGUAUAGAUGAAAUAGUGAAUUUUGCUCUGCCGGGUCCUGAUGAGAGGGAGAGGCUGGUGCGGUUGUACUUUGACAAAUAUGUGCUGGAGCCCGCCACCGGAGGGAGGCAGAGGAUGAAGCUGGCACAGUUUGACUAUGGUAAAAAGUGCUCUGAGAUAGCGAAGCGGACAGAGGGCAUGUCAGGAAGAGAGAUCUCCAAGCUAGGUGUGGCCUGGCAGGCAGCAGCAUAUUCCUCUGAAGAUGGCGUCCUGACAGAGGCUAUGAUCGAUGCUCGUGUUGACGAUGCUGUCAAACAACACCUCCAGAAGAUGGACUGGCUGCAUGGAGAGGAGGAGGCUCAGACCAAGACCCUUACACCUCCCCCAGCUGGGGUGACAGCCAGCGGAGGCAAAAUGGGCUUUACUCUGCCCCUCUGUGAGGCACCUCAGGCUGAAGAGGUGAUCACUCCAGUCCUUGAGAUAAAUACAAAACAAGAAGGUGAAAGUAUACCACCUCUUUCAGACAUCGACCAAUCAGCAGAAGGCAAAAGUGCCACCCCAGCUGGACAGGACUGCGAAGGCGCUGUCACACCGGAAACUGCGGCAACAGCGGAGAGUUUAGUCCAGCCUCCUGCCUCCAGUGAGGGCAAGAUGGAAAAGGAAGACAAAACUGGAUCUUCUCCUCCAAAGGAUGGAACUCCAGUUUGAGUUGUAGAUUUGUUAAGUGGAACGGCCUUGAUUAAGAAGAUUAGUGACCUGCCCCUAACUAGUCUGCAGUUUAACAGUUUGUCUAAAAGUCUGUUGGACUGUCUAAGACAGAUGAAUUCAGCAGGUUGGGCGAGAUAAUCAAUUAACAUUUGAAAACACAAAUGACACCUGAGACUCUCAUUCGAAUAUAUAAUCGCAGAAGUGUACUUUACAUGGAAACCAGACUCUGUGUCUGUAAUAACAGUAUAUAAGUGUUGUGCACAGUGGAGUGUCUGUUGAAAUGAUUAAAUAGAUCUGUGUUUUUAUAAA